AUGAUGAGUAAUCAGCCAAUUCCAGUUGUAAAUGACAAGUUUGUAAGAUUGGCUAAUGGUGAGGAAAUCACUCCGAAAUUACCGUUUAAAUUCUAUGGCACAAACGUUCGUGCACUAAAGAUGCGCAUUUAUGAAAACACAGUUGUAAUAGAAAUGAAAGCAGAAGAGGAAAUAGGAAUAAUUUCCACCUACUUAAAAGAGGGUGCGCUGUCUGCACUUGAGAUUUCAAAUAAGAAUGUUACAUUGAAGGUGUUAUAUCUCAUACGCCCGAACGGGAAGAUAUCUUUUUAUUAUGAGAACGUUCCUGAGGAAGUCGGGAUAAAUGAAACGUCAUCGAGUGUUUACGGUCGAUUCCCUUGCGAAGUAGAAGCACCGAUAUAUCCUAUUAUUACUGUUAUUGGAGAACGGAUCAAAACUGGAAUUUUGGUAGAGUAUGAAGUUUCUGGGGAUUGUCCAAAUCACAAUUCAAGUGAAGCAUGUAAAGGUGCAAAAACAUCGAACACAAUGUGUAUGUGGUGUGAACAUGCCAAUAUGUGCAUUACCAGUAAUGAUAAGGAUACUCAAAAAUUCAAAGUCAAUGGUUGCAGGAAUAAAAAUAGCGCGAUUAUCGGCGUUUCGAGUGAAACAACACUGAUCGAAGAAAAAGAAACAACUUCAACAGUAAAUGAAGCUGACUUAAGAAGUGAAUUGUGGCAGACAACUGAAAACUUUGAAACUCAUUUGACGAUCCCGAAUGUCAAAGUUUCGAGUAAACCAACAACUGUCGAACAAGAAGAUAAAUGGUACUCUAUAACUCGUUGUAAAAGAGGAGGUUUUCUCAUUAAAAGUUCUCAAUCAUAA
Molecule: messenger RNA, 840 nt
Organism: Schistosoma margrebowiei
Lineage: Eukaryota; Metazoa; Platyhelminthes; Trematoda; Strigeidida; Schistosomatidae
Source: the annotation of a GenBank genome assembly